Molecule: messenger RNA, 767 nt
Organism: Paramecium pentaurelia
Lineage: Eukaryota; Ciliophora; Oligohymenophorea; Peniculida; Parameciidae
Source: the annotation of a GenBank genome assembly
AUGUAAAACUCAAUAGAAGACUAAGAACGAAGUAAUAAUGAAAAUGCAAUAUGUUAUGAAGAUAAUCAUGAAAUACCCACUCAUCUAUGUUAAGAAAAAGACAAUAAAUUUUGUAAUAUUAUAAUUUAUCUUCUCUCUAGAAUCAGGAGAGCAAUCAUUUUAUUUUUCAGAUAGUUUUUAGUAAAUUAAGCAUCUUGAUGAAAAUGGUAUUAAUUUGUGUAUUAUAUUUUCAAGGAUUAGAGCAAUAGUUAAACUAUGAUUAGUGUGUAAAUGUUAAUCAGUAUAUUCAAAGUUAUAAUGAUCAAUCUGAAUCUUCUCAAGAAGAUAAUGGUUGUAAUUCAAUUUUUGGAAAAGAUAGUUACCAAUAUCCAUAAUCUUCAAUCUAAGAAGAUUUGAAAAAUGUUAUAUAGACUAAAGUUUAUACAAAAAUACCUGGAGAAACCAAAAAUCUUCCAAAAUGUUUUGCUAGACGACUAAAAGAAUUUAUCCUUAGUUCAGUAGAAAAUACAGAUGAUCCUGAACUUAAAAAUGCAUAAAAUGAUUCAGAUUUAAAAUCAUUUCUCAAAUUGAAACCUGAAUAAAUAACUAAAUCAAAACUUGAUAUCUUUAUUAAAAGUGAUAUUGGAAGUAUAUUUUGUAAAGAGUUCUUUGGAAGUUGUCAAUGGAAUUAUGGAAUAACUAAAGAGGGUAAAACUAAUGUGGAUCCUUACUUCAGAUAUAAUAUUUAAUAUUUUUGGAAAUCAGUAAAGAAAAUUAAACCAAAUUGA